Messenger RNA from Paramecium tetraurelia, 1062 nucleotides. RefSeq lists its product as uncharacterized. Gene Ontology annotation, molecular function: protein serine/threonine kinase activity; ATP binding. Gene Ontology annotation, biological process: protein phosphorylation. The transcript is spliced from 5 exons. NCBI's taxonomy places the organism in Eukaryota, Ciliophora, Oligohymenophorea, Peniculida, Parameciidae. The record is from RefSeq and is a predicted model, not a curated record.
AUGGGAAAUUGCACCAUUUAAAGCAACGAAAUUUAGGAUGAAUCAAAUCUAUCAUCCAGAAAUUUUGAAUUUAUAGAACUUCUUGGUUAAGGAAGCUUCGGACAAGUUUGGAAAGCUUAGAGAAAAAAAAACAGGGAACUUUAUGCUAUAAAAAUUAUGGAGAAGUAACUAAUAUUAAAGAGACAACAUAUUCGUCUCGUUAUGAAUGAAAAAAACAUACUUAGUUAGAUCCGACACCCAUUUUUAGUAAAUUUGAUCGCAGCUUUCCAAGAUAAGAAGAGACUGUAUCUGGCUCUAGAUCUAUUGACAGAGGGGGACUUAAGAUCACACCUAAACUAUAAUAGAUAAUAUUCUUAUUCUAACAAAGAAUUUUUUGUUGCCUGUAUAAUAGUAGCCCUAGAAUAUCUUCAUUCAUAGGGAAUUAUUCAUAGAGAUCUUAAACCAGAAAAUUUGGUUAUGGAUCGAAGAGGAUAUCUCAGGUUAACUGAUUUUGGUUUGGCUACGUUUUGGAAACCAAAUAAUUGUUAGGAUAUAAGUGGUACUUUAGGUUAUGUUGCCCCAGAAAUUAUGUGCAAACAAAACCAUGGAAUAGCUGCUGACUACUUCGCCUUAGGAGUUAUAGCUCAUGAAUGUAUGCUUGGCAAAAGACCAUACAAAGAAACAGAUCUAAAUCUAAUGAGGGAUCAAAUGUUGACUAAAUAAGUGUAAAUCAAACGAUCCUAAUUGCCAGUUGACUGGAGUAUAGAGGCUGGGGAUUUUAUAAAUUAGUUAAUAUAGAGAAAACCUGAAAAUAGGCUCGGCGCUUUGUCACCAGAUGAAGUUAAGAAUCAUAAAUGGCUGAGGAAUUUUGACUGGAAAAAAUUACAAUCGAAGGAAAUGGUGUCACCUUAUUAACCAAAAAAAAAAUUCCAACCUCGUACCUAUAAUUAGCAAGAAAGCACGAAAUAAAUCAGCAAUAAAAAUAUAAAUGAUUUCUAAUUGUAAAGUAUUUUUUAAUUUAAACUAUUAGCUUAAUUCGAAGGCUACUUCUUUGAGGCUGAAUAGAUAAAGAACACUUUGUGA